Molecule: messenger RNA, 2814 nt
Organism: Spirodela intermedia
Lineage: Eukaryota; Viridiplantae; Streptophyta; Magnoliopsida; Alismatales; Araceae
Source: the annotation of a GenBank genome assembly
AUGGCUCCCAGAGUUUCGCUGCUCCUCAUCCUUCUCCUUCCCGUCCUACUGCAGUUUCCCUGUUUGCAGCCUUCGUCUUCGUCCUCGGUGGUAACUGUCCGAGAGGACUGUUCCGAAAGCUGCGGCGGCGUCCCCAUUCCGUAUCCGUUUGGCGUCGGCGAGGGAUGUUCCAGGGAUUCCAAUUUCGACGUAUACUGCGACAGAACCUCCACGCCUCCGAAGCCUUUACUAUUCUCGAAUCAGAGCAACGUAGAGAUCCUCAGCGUGAGCCUUCUGGAGGGCAAGCUUCGGUUUCCCAUGUUCGUGAGCAAAAUAUGCUAAAACGACAGCGGGUAUCAGAUCGGCAACGACAAGAGCAACGAGUGGAUCGAUCUGAAGGGCUCUAAUUAUGUGUUCUCGGAGAUGGACAACGUAUUCACGGGGAUCGGAUGCCACACCUUCGCAGUCAUCAAUGCCACGGGCGAAUAUACCUGCAUAAGUGGCUGUGCUACUCUCUGCAGUAGCCCGUCCAACACCGUCGACGGUAAUUGCACCGGCAUGGGUUGCUGCGAGGCCUCCAUUCCGGGGGAUCUCGACUUCUAUCGCCUGCGUUUUCCCACGUUUAUCCAACCGUCUCCGGUUGUCCAUUUCAGCGAGUGCAGCUACGCCUUCCUCGUAGAGAAGGAAUCGUAUGAGUUCAGGAAAAACCAUAUCUAUGACUUCGACAAAUAUUCUAAGCAGCUGCCCACAGUGCUCGAUUGGGUCGCGGGGAAGGACAAGUGUGAGAAGGCCAAGCUUAAAACAAGCUCGUAUGCGUGCAUCAGCGGCUACAGCGAAUGCUACGACUCUGCCGAUGGCCGUGGAUACCGCUGCAAUUGCUCAAACGGUUACCAAGGAAACCCUUAUCUACGCAACGGAUGCCAAGGUUGGUCUCUCUCCUUCCCUCUCUCUCUCUGUAUCUAUCUAUCUAUCUGUCUAUCUAUCAAUCAACCAAUCAAUCUAUCUCCCUCUCUAUCUCUCUACACAUCAAAUAAUGCUCUUAGAUUACGAUUCCACUUAUCAUCAUCUUAUUAUUUUUUGUAGACAUCAAUGAAUGCGACAUCCCCAGCAAAUGCCCCGCCAACAGCAAUUGCUUCAACACACUGGGGAACUAUAUAUGCGAGUGUCCGAAAGGCACCAUCCAUGAUCGACUAGAGAAUGCUUGCCAGAAGAAAGAAUUCACGAUAUUACCAUUGGGACUAGGUAGUCCUACAUACUUCAUUACUGUAAAGAUUUGAUAUAUCUAUGGCUUUAUCCCGUAAACUUUUCAUAGAGUUGUAUUGAAAAUAAAUCCAUGAUAAGACAACAUAAAUUCUUUCCGUGGAGAAUUGUCUAGUUAGGCUUUUAAACUGUAGUUCUGAUGGUUAUUGAUGACCAAGGACUACUCCUUUAGGAAGCCCUCAGAUUAUCUAUUUUUUGCCGUAUAUCUUUUGGAAAUUUACUUAUUUCUGUGUAUAUUUCUGAAAUGUUUCUCUUUUGUUGGCCACUCUUUUUCAUGAAUCAAACUCCGAACCUCUAGCAAUACCUGCACACGUUUGCCUUUGUAAUGUAUUUCAUCUAUCUGAUUAUCUCUCACUUACACUGGCUUUGAAUAAAAAUCUCGAUCCAUUAAUAUAUAUAAAAAAAAUGGAAAGUAAUUCUUCUAAUGCAUACCCUGAACUACCUUUGGCUUCCGGACGUGCAGGACUGAGCACUGGGCUUUUCCUUCUGAUCAUACUUGGAUCUUGGAUAUAUUGGGGACUCUACAAAAUAAAAAUUAUGCUUUCAAGGAAGAAUUUUUUUGAAGAAAACGGAGGAUUGAUGUUAAAAAGCCAGAUUUCUUCGUUACCUGGAUCAACAUUUACCAUAUUCUCCGUGGGGCAGAUCGAGAAAGCAACGAAAAAGUUUAACAAUGAAAUGAUUAUCGGACGAGGAAGACAGGGCAUAGUUUACAGAGGAGUUCUGGACAAUAGAUUGGUGGCCAUUAAGAAAUCUCGAUCCAUUGAUGAGAGCCAAAGAAGUGAGUUUGCAAAGGAGAUGUUGAUCCUCUCCCAAAUCAAUCACCGGAACAUUCUCAAAAUAUUGGGCUGUUGUUUGGAAGUAGACAUACCUAUUCUGGUUUACGAGUUCAUUUCUCACGGCACUCUUUUCCAUUACCUCCACGGAGAGAACAAAUUUCGCUUAUCCUUCCUCGAACGAUUAAGAAUCACCAUUGAAUCUACAGACGCACUAAACUGUCUUCAUGCCCAAGCUUCUCCUUCGAUUGUCCAUGGUGAUCUCAAGUCUGCCGAUAUCCUUCUAGAUGGUAACCUUGCAGCCAAAAUAUCCGACUUUGGUGCUUCUAAGAUGGCACCCAUGGAUAAAGACCAGUUUGCUGCAUUAGUCCAAGGGACAUACGGUUAUCUAGACCCAGAAUCCUUGCAAACAUAUCAAUUGACUUCAAAAAGUUAUGUCUACAGUUUUGGGGUCAUUCUUGCUGACCUAAUUACGAGAAGGACGGCACUAUACUGUGAUAGUUUACAAAAGCAGAAGAAUCUUGCUUUGGAUAUCGUUUCUUCAGUGAGAAAUAACAGACUGCUAACAAUUUUGGAUGCCCAGAUAGUGAAUGAACAUCAUAUACCAUAUCUCCACGAUGUUGCAAUGCUUACAUGCCGAUGCUUGAGUAUGACUGGAGAUGAUAGCCCAACAAUGAAGGAGGUAGUCAUGGAGCUCGAAGGGAUCAGAAGUCUUGUUCUUUCGCAGGGGGUUUUGGAUAAAGUUGACGAGGCAGUGCCUUUGCUCGGAGGAGAACUAACUCCUUAUGAAAACAACACGUGA